CACUCUUUCGCUCUUUAAUUUCCGUCUCAUUUUUUUCUGAUCCAAUUCGAUUCCCAUUCUCUCUCUCAGCACCAAAAUCCUCAGAGUUUUCGGUUAGGGAGGGAAUUCUCUAGGGAAUGAAUAAAAGAGUGGGGUUUUUUGAGAGUAUCUUGAGAAUUCCUGAGAUGGGUCAUUUUUGGUUUAGUUGGGUUUUGGUUGUGUUGUUGGUGUUGUUGGGGGUUAGUGUGAAGGGGUACCCAGUUGAGGAUCUGGUUGUGAAACUGCCUGGACAGCCUAAGGUUGAGUUUAGACAGUAUGCUGGGUAUGUUGAUGUGGAUGUCAAGGCAGGAAGGAGUCUGUUUUACUAUUUUGUUGAGGCAGAGAGCCAAACGGACAAGAAGCCCCUAGCUCUGUGGCUCAAUGGAGGUCCAGGUUGUUCCUCUAUUGGAGGAGGUGCCUUUGCAGAGUUGGGUCCAUUUUAUCCUAGAGGUGAUGGUCGAAGCCUUCGAAAAAAUUCAAUGUCAUGGAGUAGAGCAUCAAAUCUCCUUUUUGUUGAGUCACCUGCUGGAGUAGGAUGGUCAUACUCGAACACAGGUUCAGAUCAUACUUGUGGAGAUGCCUCCACUGCUAAGGAUGUGCUUGUAUUUAUGUUGAAAUGGUACGAGAAGUUUCCAGACUUCAAAUCCAGAGAACUGUUUCUCAUAGGAGAAAGCUACGCAGGGCAUUACAUACCACAAUUGGCUAUUGCUCUACUGGACUAUAAUGCACACUCAACGGGUUUCAAGUUCAAUAUCAAAGGGGUUGCUAUUGGAAAUCAACUUCUAAGACUUGAUCGGGAUGUUCCAGCAACCUACGAAUUCUUCUGGUCACAUGGAAUGAUUUCUGAUGAAGUUGGCCUUACCAUCAUGAACAAAUGUGAUUUUGAUGAUUAUGUCUUCGCAAGUCCUCACAAUCAGACGGACACUUGUAACAACGCCAUAAAUGAAGCAAACAACAUUGUUGGCGCAUAUAUAGACAAUUACGAUGUGAUCCUUGAUAUUUGUUAUCCUUCUAUAGCCGAGCAAGAGCUGAGACUUCGGAAAGUGCAAGCUCAAGUCCUUCCAACCUCUCUGCCUGUGUCCAAUUCUCCGACGACCGGCGACACCUGGUUCAGCAGAAAAGCCUUGGCUAGUGAUAUUCCUUCGCUACAUCGAGAGCUUCUUAAGGGUUAUUCUCAGCCAGCUGCUCCGAAUCCAGACACCUAUAUCCCAGCUUCAACAAGCUCUUCAACCAAUCACAAAACGGCACCUGCACCAUCGCCGGAGUUUCCUUUCCAACGCCGAAAGCUUCUUAAGGGUUAUACUCGGGCAUCUACUCCGAAUCCAGCCACCUAUAUCCCAGCUUCAACCAAUCACAAAGCUGCACCACCACCCUUGCCGGAAUUUUCUUUGCUACGCCGAAAGCUUCUUAGGGAUUAUACUCCGCCAUCUGCUCCGAGUCCAGACACAUAUAUUCCAGCUUCAGCGAGCACUUUAGCCAAUCACAAAACAACACCUGCACCAUCUCGAAACUAAGUACAGCAAAGGCUAGCUAGCUGAUAUAUAGUUAAGAAUUUUGUUACCCUGGUUGAGUUGGUUAAACUAAUAUAUUGUAUGGAUUAUAUAAUAAUAUGAAUUUGGGUUUGUCUUGGACUUUCA
Messenger RNA from Quercus lobata, 1655 nucleotides. Its product is annotated as serine carboxypeptidase-like 42. Bases 117 to 1532 code for a protein of 471 amino acids. Lineage: Eukaryota; Viridiplantae; Streptophyta; Magnoliopsida; Fagales; Fagaceae. The record is from RefSeq and is a predicted model, not a curated record. Gene Ontology annotation, biological process: proteolysis. The transcript is spliced from 8 exons. Gene Ontology annotation, molecular function: serine-type carboxypeptidase activity.